AUGUUAGAGGCUCUGAUUAGCUUCCUCCUACGAACGAUCAGAUACGCAGGCACAAAACCAAAACCCAUGUACAAAUACCCUCCCAUCACAGUCGUCGUCGAGGUCCCGGAUGGCUUCAUUGGGCUGCCUGUUGUCACGACGACCUCCCGAGCAAAGAGAAUGGCCUUCAAGAUAAUGUGUCCUAAUGACCCCACACCACGACGAGUGUUCAGCGGCUAUGGCGAUCUACCCUGGUUGCUCCAUCGAUUAGCUUAUCACGCUUGUAUAGCUGGUCACAACCGCCACGACAUCUCUUUCAACGUGCGUUUAAGGUUCUUGGGCGCCGACGAAGCGGAGAUCAGACAGCCGUUAUGGAAUCUCUUUUCGGAAGACCAGCUUCAUGUGCAGAUGAUCAAAGGAGUUAGAGCAGCUCGCAGCACGGGGAAAGGAUCAUUGUAUUACGGAGGUUUGAUGCAAGAUGGAAUCGAGGAAGAGAUUUGA
Molecule: messenger RNA, 480 nt
Organism: Alternaria burnsii
Lineage: Eukaryota; Fungi; Ascomycota; Dothideomycetes; Pleosporales; Pleosporaceae
Exons: 1
Coding region: 1-480 (159 amino acids)
Source: RefSeq, a predicted model, not a curated record